Messenger RNA from Malaclemys terrapin pileata, 7510 nucleotides. RefSeq names its product TLC domain-containing protein 5-like. Gene Ontology annotation, cellular component: membrane. The record is from RefSeq and is a predicted model, not a curated record. The transcript has 3 exons. Bases 3694 to 4431 code for a protein of 245 amino acids. Lineage: Eukaryota; Metazoa; Chordata; Testudines; Emydidae.
CCCGGCUGAGGCCUGGAGCUCUGGCCAGGUAACUUCGCCAGGCGCGCCCGGGACUCCCCAACUCUCCGGGCCAGCUGGGGCGCACGGGCAGCCCCGGGACAAGGGCGCAUGGAACUCAGCUACCCAGGGGCGCACGGGGGCCCCAUCCCUCUAGACCAAAGGGAGCGCACGGGGGUCCCCAUCUCUCCGGACCAAGGGAGCGCACGGGGGCCCCCAUCUCUCCGGACCAAGGGAGUGCACGGGGGCCCCAUCUCUCCGGACCAAGGGGGUGCAUGGGGGGCCCCAUCCCUCUAGACCAAAGGGAGCGCACGGGGACCCCAUCUCUCCGGACCAAGGGGGUGCACGGGGGUCCCUAGCUCUCCGGCUCAAGGGGGCGCAACGGGGGACCCUAGCUCUCCGGACCAAGGGGAUGCAUGGGGGCCCCAUCCCUCUAGACUAAAGUGGGCGCAUGGGGGUCCCUAGCUUUCCGGCUCAAGGGGGUGCACGGGGGUCCCCAUCUCUCCGGACCAAGGGAGGCGCACACUAGUUCAUCCUGCUCGGGCGCAGGGUGGCAAUAAGGAGUUCCCCAUCUCUCUCAGCUCUGGUUAGUACAGGUUGGGGGAAGAGACCCUCGGCAUUGGGAGCUGCUUCCUGUUGAGACUGGGGAGCCCCCCGGGGUGGAGAGAGAGAGGAGAUCCAGCUCUGCUGCCCCUUGCAUCACGCAGGAUACAGUGAUCAGCUGCUCCUAAACUCUCUCCUGGCUCAGCGGGUCGGGAUGUUAUUCCAACGUCCUGCUUAUUCAGAGGCUCAUCAGGUGCCGCCUGUCUGUGCCGUGUUCCCUGCCCAGUGUAUUAUUUUGGCUGCAUCCUCCGGCUCAGCCUGGUGCUAGGACGAGCCGAAUGGUAUUGGCCAGCUUCCAGCAUGACAGGCUCCCUCUGGGAAUGACAUUUAUUUCGCUCUAUUCAGUGCUGGUCUUUCCAUAGGCUCUGGGCUGGCCCCAAAGGUGAUUCAUGCCCUGAAGAUUCCUUCCUCAACUUUCUGUGCAAUUUCGUCUCAUUCCUCUCUUGCCCCCUCUGCUGUUUUCCAUGUCAUGUAGGGAAAGCGUGAGCCCUGGUCUCUGAGCUAAGAGUCAGACUCAAACUAGAUGGACAAGUCCUGCCUUGUGCCACUAGAGUUUUUUCGGCCCUCACUAAUCCCAGCUCUCUACCCCCUUUCCCUCAGCAAUAUCUCGGAGUGAUAGCUACCUGCCCCAUUCAAAAGAAACAGGAGCACCCAUUUAUUCCCAAGACUUUGGAUCAGACAUUUAUUCCUGGUAGGGUGACCAGAUAGCAAGUGUGAAAGCUCCUGCUAUAACAGAUGGAGAGAUGGAAAAACUGUGAACUCUCCUUCACCCUCUAACAUUUUGAGUUUAGACUGAAUGUAAAGUAAAUUGGAGGAUGUUGUGGUGAGGCGGGAGAGCAGCAGUAGGGAGAUGGAGCUCCCUGGUAUGAUAUAUUUUAUCCUGAAGAGGAAGGUCUUUCUUCUGGUUACAGUACUGGGAUGGGAUUCAGGAGAUCCAGUGUUAAUUCCUGACUCCUCCAUGCAAUCUCUGUGACACUUUGGCCAAAUCAAGGAUGAUUUAGUUGGGUGUUGGUCCUGCUUUGAGCAGGGGGUUGGACUAGAUGACCUCCUGAGGUCCCUUCCAACCCUAAUCUUCUAUGAUUCUAAGUCACUUAGGCGUGGAUUGUCAAUGGGAGAAAUCCCAGCUUGCUGUCAUCUGUAAAUUUUGUAAGUGUACUCUCCACUCUGUUAUUUAAGGCAUUAAUGAAAAUAUUGAAUGGUACUGGACCUAAUUCUGACCCCUGUUGAGUCCCCCUUUGGUUCCUUCCCCCAGUUUGACAGCGAACAGUUGAUCUGAUUUUUGAGUAUGGUCUUUCAACCAGUUGUGUGCUCACCUGACAGUACUUUCAUUUAGACCACAUUUCCCUGGUUUGCUAAUGAGAAUUUCAUGUGGCACUUUGUCAACCCCCUAAGUAAAAUCCAGAUAUAUCACAUCUGCAGCUUUUUUCCAUCUACUUGGCCAGUAACUGUCAAAGAGAGAAGUUAGGUUGGCUUGUCAUGGUUUGUUCUUGACAAAUCCAUGUUGGCUAUUCCUUAUAUCCAUAUUAUCCUCUCAAUGCUUUGGGGGUUGCAAAGGAUUGUGGGUUCAGGGUCACAGGAAGAACCAAUGUGAGCGGUUUUUGGGUGCAGUGAGCAGGAUGGGUAAGCAGGGGUGAGUUGAGAUGUUUCCUUCUUAUGUUAAACUUUGCGAUCUACUGAUAAGAGUUACACUAGACAAGUAUGUAUUAUUAUUACUUACUUACUGCUCCAUGCUGUUUAUCUCUCAUCCACAUGUUGCUUUCUGUCAUGCACUUAGAUUGUAUAUUCUCUGGGGGAGAGGCUGUAUUCUUGUCUGUACAGUACCUGUCUGUGGCCCCUCAGCGCUAUUGUAAUACAAAUAAGGAGGGAUAGCUGGGCUGGGGGUAGGAUCACUUUUGGAUAGUUUCCCAUGGGUUGCACAGAUUGUUCGCCUUUCAAGUGCUGCCUUAUAUGACCACCACCAGCUGUGGCAGUGCACAGUAAUUGUAAGUUGCUCUUAAAACAGAGCUUACUUUCUACACCACUAAAGGAGAGGCUUAAACAGCAUGUCGGUACCUAUGAAGUUACACAUGUGGAGUGCGUGUGUUUAAAGAAAAAUCUGUAAUUAUCAUGUUUUAAAAGGCAGCUUUGUUUUGUUGAGCAUCUUUCACACAAAGUAUCCAGGAAAUGCUUUAGUUUUGCAAAAUUACCAUUAACUAUCAGAGGGAGGGAAAAACCCACAGCAGUCAAAGAGGGCAAAGGAAAACACGCGUAUCUUUAGAUGAGAUUUGAAGCUAGAUAGAGAAUCGGCGAAGCGAUCCUGGGAGGCUGCUCCAGAUGGCAGGAGCUCAUGCCAGCAGUGCUGAAGAGACAGAAGAGGCCGGGUGCUAGCUGAACUGAGGUGAGUAGCAGAGAAGAUCUGGUAGAGGGUUUUCAAAUAGAUGAGGAGCAAUUUUGAACUGUGCCCUGAGAUGAAGGGGGAACCGGUUGUCAGAAGAGGGGUGAUGUGGUCAGACUUCUUUACGUAUGUGAGAAAAGGGGGUGUGCUGGAAUGUGGAGAACUAGGACUCAAAAGGGAAAGGUGGUCCAAUAGUCAAAGUGGAAGGAGAUUAUAGGGGUCAGGUGAAAUUCUUGCCCAUGUCUAUGUAUCCUGUGUACACAUCUGGAAAUGGGUAUUGUGAAGUGUUGGAAGGCCUGCUUAAUGUUUGUGACAGGCAGCACUCCUCAGGUGGCAAGUCCUGUAGGAGUGCAAAAUAUUUCUCUUGUUCCAGCAGAGGUGGAAUUGAGAUGCUGCCCUCCAUGAGCAAUGUUACAAAGCAGGGCAGGUGAUGUGACGGGCAGACCUUUCAGGCGCAGAAGGCACGGGAGGAGAAGAGUUGAGGCCCAGGGAUGACUCUUAUACUUGGAGCUCAGUCUUAAAACUUUUUCAGAAUGCAGGAGCCUGCCACUUAAGUAGAGUAGAUGGCUGAGAACACAUCCCACCCGUGCUCUGCACUCUACUCUGGCUGCCAGUCUGAUAAUGGGUCCAUUUCCAAGUCCUGGUCUUUAAGGACCCAACUGGGCUAGGACCUAGUGGCCUAGAAGAGCAUCUCUCACAACACACCUCCCCACAACAGGAUGAUGGCCUCUAUGCCCCUCCGGGUGACCUGCAGUCUGAUCUCCUGGCUGUCUCUCUACACCUGGUUCUGCCAUCGGUAUAAGCACAGGAGUUAUGAGUGGAGCUGCCGGCUGGUCACUCUGACCCACGGUGUCCUCGCCACCUGCCUCUCUGCUUACAUUGGUUUUAUCGAUGGCCCCUGGCCUUUGACUCACCCAGGGUCCCCGAACACAACCCUCCAGGUGCACGGGCUGUGCCUGAGCUUGGGCUACUUCCUCUUCGACCUGGGCUGGUGCAUAUACUUCCAGGCGGAGGGUGCUCUGAUGUUGGCCCAUCACAUGGUGAGCAUCUUGGGAAUCACAGUGUCUCUGGCCCUGGGUGAGUCGGCUGCUGAAGUCAACGCCGUCAUCUUUGGCAGCGAGAUCACCAAUCCGCUGCUGCAGGCCCGCUGGUUCCUGCGGGAGAUGGGGCUCUACCACAGCUUCACGGGGGACGUGGUGGAUUUCUUCUUCGUGGCCCUCUUCACGGGCGUGCGGAUCGGGGUCGGGGCCUGGCUCAUGUACUGCGAGCUUGUGUCACCCAAGCCCAGGUGGUUCAUUAAGGUGGGGGGGGUGAUUAUGUACGCGGUCUCCUGGGUUUUCAUGGUCAGCAUUUGCCGCUUCGCUAGGAGGAAAAGCAUGAAGAAGUACCAUGCCUGGAGGAGCCGGAGGAACGAGGAGCUGUACUCGGAAACAAACGGCUAUCUGAAGAGUCAUUAACCCUGCGGACUCCAAGUUCACGAUCUUGCAAGAAGGGGAUCGAGCCCCUGGACUGGAAGGUCAUUCUUGGGAGAUGAGCCAUUUAACAUUAGAGAGAACUGAGCCAAGUGCAUCCCUGGUGUAACGCCAUUGAAGUCAGUGGAGUUACACCAUCAAUGCAUUGAGUCUGGGGAGUGUUACCUGGAAGAGACUGGAUUAGAGGUGUGCUGUACGUAUGUAGACAUAUAGCAAACUGCGUGAGUGGGGAAAGGGCUUAAUUUACAAUUAAAGCAGUUGCCAGUGCAUCAGCACAGGUGUAAAUUGCAGUGUUAGUGGCUGACUCCUUCAGCACUGAUCUAAUCUUGAAGGAGAUAAGAUCAAGCACUAGGUCUCCGUGUUCAAUGUACUGCACAGUGCACGCACCUAGUGUGUCUCUGAUUUCCUGCUCAGAAGAGGUGUGGUCUAGUGGUUGGCGUGGGGAAACUAGGGGUCAGGAUUCCUGGCUCUGCCACCAACUCGCAAGGUGAGUCGCUUAGCUCUCUUUGUGCCUCGGUUUCCCCAUCUGUAAAGUGGGGAUAAUGAGGCUGAUCCACACCUCUGUGAAGCACUUUCAGAUUCUUGGGUAAAAGGGGGUCUGUAUAUGCAAAAUGUGGUAGAUAUUUAUUAUUAUCUUGGCAUUUCCUUUGGAAGAGAGAAGCUUGGCGGUUGAGCCAGAAUGCAAGUGAGUCAGUAUUAUUUUUCUUCUGGUUGCUUGUAAUUCUUUAUGAAUUUAUUUAUUUCUGUUAUUUCUGUUACAGUAGCGCCCAGAAUCGAGGCCUCGGUGUACUAGGUGCUGUACAAACACACACACUGAGGCAGUCUCUGACGCGAAGAGCUUACAAUGGCUUUUCCCCCCAGCUCACUCCUUCCCACCCCUGAUCGUUAAAAACGAUACUCACAAUGUUGUUCUCGGUUCCCUCUCCAGUAGUCAGGUGUCUAACUGCUCCCAUCACAAAAAGCCACAUCAGCAAGGGGCUAUAACUGCCCCACUUGCUGGCUGUCUCCGGAGGUGGGCUGAUCUGCCCAUGGAGACCGAAUUCCCCUUUGCGAUGUUUCCCAUCUGUCCAGGGACAGGGGAUAGCACAGAGGAAGCUUGCUUUGCUGCUUAGCGUGCUCUAACUUGUGGAUAAAUGACAUAGUUAAGGCUGGUCAAACCAACAUCUCUCUCCAGCAGUAAAUUCAUUUAAAAACCUAAAUCUUUAAGUAGGAUGAGACUGGCAGCUCGCAGAGUAACAACCAGAUCCUGACCUUGGUUAACCUAGAGUAAAGGCAAUGCAUUUCCACUGUGGAUUUAAACCAGUGUAUCUGAAACCAGAAUCUGGCCUAGUGUUGCCUUUGUGAUAGCCGGCUGACCUGUACAUAGGAAAGCUGUGUUGCUGACAUUGGCCCCAUGCACAGAUUCUGCUGUGUUGGGGAAACUGUGUUCCAGUUUUCAGAUGCUGUUGUGUUUGUCUCGCUGCAGUCUCUUAAGCACAAUUUGGUUUUGAUCCUGGCCCUUUUACGUGUGGAUUCCGCCAUGCACGAAUCUACAGUUCAUAUUUCAGUUCUCCUGUAGAUGUCACCUGUUGCAACCAAAGAACUGACAAGCGAAUUGCCACAUGCCAGCUUCAGGUGAACAGAGCUGACAGAAGGGCAGGCCAGCCCUCAAAGGGAAACUCCACCUGUUUUGCUCGGUGCAGUGAUACAAAUGUUCACUCUUGAAGGGAGGUAGGUGGUUAGCACAGGUAAGUGGUAAUCAGGACUCCUGGGUUCUAUUCCUGGCCCUGCCACUGACCUGUGUGUCAUGUGACCUCUUUGCUUCAGUUUACCCAUCUAUGAAAUGGGUAUAAUAUUGACCUACCUCACAGGGGUGUCUUGAGGCUUAUCAACAGUAAAGCACUUUACCCACCUAUGGUGAGUGCUUUCAGGUCUCUGGUGAGCAGUGCUGUAUAAGUGUAGAGUGUUACUGCUGUGAUUUGAGAACUUUCCCCCAGGGUAUAUAAACUAUGAAUUAUAACUGGGACUAAACUUUCUAACUCAAACAUAGCACUUCUCAAUCCCUGGCUUACUCAAAUCACAAAACCCCAGAGGGAUGUGAUGCUUUUGAACAGUGUUUACAGGCAGGAUUCUGAGAGGUACCAGUUGCUACUGUGAACUGGAAAUAUAUUUAGGGGCCAGUCCUGCAAUCUCUUCUCAGGUAAAGUUUCUGUUUGAUUAAAGCGAGGGUGGUGGGGUUGUUUGCCCACGUGGUGACUACAGGAGUAUGUCUGGAGUCUCAACCACCUCCUGCAGUGGGCCUGAACCUGAAAAUCUUUUUGUGUGGACCUCUCAUCAGUCAAUAAAGGGUUUGUGCAGGGAAGGCUUGAAGGUUGGAGUCUCAAGUAGGCUUAGAAGAAAGCUGAGCCUGGUAUGUUCUAAUUGCCGGCCAGGAAUGGUUCCAUGCGCAGACCUGAUGGUUUGGAUUGAGACCUAGAUCUUCAGAAAAGUUUGGUGUGCAGUUGCAUUCAAAGUUGAUGCCGUUACAUGCACAAAUGGUCGAGUAGCCAUGGUGGUGCGUGCAGUGGAAGUAGUAGCACGUGCAAAUUAGAUAGGCACUUUGCACGAGCCGGUGUGCACUUAGAAAAAUAUGAGCUGUAAUGGCCAAGGAGUUCCUUUAUUUGUGCUUCCGAGAGCAGAAAGGGGACUUGUUGCAGAGCCUCUGAUGAGGCUGUUUAGAAUGUUAUACAGGGGUGCCCGAAGACAAAAAGAGUAAUUGACAGUGGCUUUGCAGAAAAGAGAUGGCAAGAAUGCUUCUAGCAAAGGCCUUGUAGUGCCUGCAGUGGGCACAAGUGCAGAAUCAUGGACCCAGGGAGAGGGAAGAUACCUUGCCAUCUGAGUGAAGCACAUGGUGGGAGAGAAUGUCCCAAAUUACACUGAGUAGAAGGGCUAACCCAUGGUGUCUGGAACAGAUGUGUGGGACCAGUGUGAAAUACUAACUUGUGUUUGAAUUACUGUGUAAUAAUUAUUAAUGUUCCACCGGUGGAUGGUGUAGAAGCUUUCUAUUACAUUUUAUAAAAUAAAGACACUUUAACUAUACAAGGAA